Molecule: messenger RNA, 839 nt
Organism: Cannabis sativa
Lineage: Eukaryota; Viridiplantae; Streptophyta; Magnoliopsida; Rosales; Cannabaceae
Product: glycine-rich protein 5-like
Exons: 1
Coding region: 155-511 (118 amino acids)
Source: RefSeq, a predicted model, not a curated record
AAUUUUCUAAUUCUAAUCACUACUACUCUUCAUCUUAAAACAACUCUCUAGCUCUCUCUCUCAAACACACACACACAUUACAUUUUCUUCUAUAGAUUAUUAUAAGUUAUAUUGAACCUACUCACCUAUAUCUUAUAAGUGAUAUUAUUAUAUUAUGGCCUCUUUCAAGUGUUUGUGGUUCAUAGCUUUAGUAGCAUCAAGCUGCUUGUUCAUGUCUUCAGAGAGUCGAAUAGUGGCAAGAAAGGAGUUAGGGUUAGACCUUGGUGGGUUGGGAAACUUGGGGAUUGGAAUUGGAGCUGGGAUAGGGAUUGGGCUAGGUGGUGGAGGCAGUGGUGCUGGAGCGGGUUCGGGCUCUGGAUCCGGUGGCUCGAGCUCUUCUUCGAGUUCUAGCUCCUCUUCUUCUUCAUCUAGCUCGGGUGGACGUGGCGGGUCAGAAGCGGGUUCUUCUGCUGGGUCUUUUGCCGGGUCCAGGGCCGGGUCGGGAUCUGGUAGAAAUGGGGGUGGAAAGUGAGUGAGUGAAUAUUAGUAUAUUACUUGUUUUGAAAGCUAAUUAUUAAUAUUAGCUGGAGAAAUGGAACAAGUGUUAGUUUACGUAUGUGUACUUUAUAUUUGCAUGGUUUGAUCAAGUGUCAAGAAUAAAUAAGAUUUCGUACGUGGUGUGUGUAAUUUUUAUUUUUAUUUUUGUGAAACUAAGAUAGUCUUCUUUAUCAGUCCAUAUGUUGUACUUAGAUUUUGUUUGGAGUUUGGUUUACUUUAUGAUCAAUAUAUUAAUAUAUUAAAUAUAACAAUUUGUAAUUAAAUAUUGAUGUUUUAUGAAUGGGAAUAAGUUAUUAUAAUAA